CUUACUAACUUGAUCCAAACUCUCUCUCUCUCUCGGAUUCUAUUUAUCUCUCUCUCUCGGAUUCUAUUUAUUUAAACAAAAGAACCCUUUGAUUGUGUACUCCAUCAUUUAACCAAAUUUAUUUAAGCCAUACCAUUUUCAAUUAGAGCCAACAUGCAGAUCCUUCAGUGGCUAUUGAAGCUAGCAGAACAAGAAACUUCGAGAAUAGCAACUCCCAUCACUAAAAAUACGUUGCAGAAGAGGAAGAAGAAGACAUCGGAGAAUAAGGUUUUACCCAUAGCUAGUUCGUCUGAUCAGUCCUGGUCGAGCAACGAGCUCGCUGAUUCAGACAAGACGAAAAAGAAGAAGAAGGCGACAACGAAGAAAGCAGUUUCGAGGAUGAAGGAGUUGCUCAAACGGGCUGUGAAUUGGAAGAAGGGAGGCUCAAAGCAGGUGGAUUAUGACGCGGAUUCUCCAAAGAUGAGGUUUAGAGAUGAUGAGAUAGAAAAGUGGAUCAACACUAUAGAAAAGUGGAUCACCACUGAUUCUGAAUUUGUUGUGCUGGAACUGUCACCAACAACUUCAUCGUGCGGCUGACUUACCUCAUACGUGUUGAUCGCACAAAGUUGAGCACGUCCAAGAAACGGAGCUCAUGGGGUCGGACACAGUGAAAAAAAUCACCGACGCGGAGGCAGUGCGGCGGACGUGGCUAGCAAACAAACAAGGGAAAUGAACUCCAUUUCAAAGGGAUGGGACCGAGCUGCUGCACGUGAAAUCGACGACAACUCUUAAUGCCGAUUUUAGUGGAGGUUUUUAAUCACAUGUGUGGGGCAUGAAAUGAAUGUAAUGAUUUUUUUUAACUAUGACUUAAGUGUGCAUAGAAAAGCACUUCAAUCUUAAGCACUUAAUAUAAUGUAUAUUUAUAUUAGUA
Messenger RNA from Salvia splendens (bonfire salvia), 910 nucleotides. RefSeq lists its product as uncharacterized. The transcript has 3 exons. Lineage: Eukaryota; Viridiplantae; Streptophyta; Magnoliopsida; Lamiales; Lamiaceae. The record is from RefSeq and is a predicted model, not a curated record. The coding region runs from base 154 to 576 and encodes 140 amino acids.